This is a messenger RNA of Kickxella alabastrina, 672 nucleotides long. Its product is annotated as Emopamil binding protein-domain-containing protein. The record is from RefSeq and is a predicted model, not a curated record. Gene Ontology annotation, biological process: sterol biosynthetic process. Gene Ontology annotation, cellular component: endoplasmic reticulum; membrane. Bases 1 to 672 code for a protein of 223 amino acids. Gene Ontology annotation, molecular function: steroid Delta-isomerase activity; cholestenol delta-isomerase activity; C-8 sterol isomerase activity. The transcript has 2 exons. Lineage: Eukaryota; Fungi; Kickxellomycota; Kickxellomycetes; Kickxellales; Kickxellaceae.
AUGGCAGACUUCCAGCCCCAGGACGUCAUACCUGAGGUCCUUCACCCUUACUUCCCGAGAGACGCCGCCCUGCCGCACUACGUGGCCUCAAAGUUUAACAUGAGCGAGUCGCUCACCACCCUCAGCGCCGGCGUCGGUCUCCUGGCCGUCAUUAGCAUUAUUCUUCUUGCUCGCGCACGGACUUCCCUGACAGGCAAGGACAAGCUUAUCGUCAUUUGGAUGAUUGUGUGCGCUGGAAUCCACAUCAUCCUUGAGGGCUACUUCUCCUUCAACCACGCCACUCUGGCGGGUAAGCAGUCCGUGUUGGCCGACCUGUGGCGCGAGUACGCUCACUCUGACUCGCGGUACCUGACCAGCGACCCGUUUACUGUCAUUAUGGAGGGAAUCACGGCUGUGUUUGAUGGCUCGUUCGCCAUUGUCACUGCGUACGGCAUUCUGGCAGAUUCGCCCAUCAGAUACCCUGCUCAGCUCAUUACGUCUCUGGCGCAGGUGUAUGGUGAUGUGCUGUACAUGGCAACCAAUUACAUGGAAAACUAUAAGCACACCAACCCCCACCCGUACUACUUCUACUUCUAUUUUGUGACGCUGAACGCCUCUGGAUACGCGUGCAAGAACAUAUAUCGCGGCAUGCUCAUUGCCCAGCGCGCCACCACCAUCAAGAAGUCGAACUGA